AACAAACAGUGCAGAGAACGCGAAGGUUCUACAGACUUCGACACUGCGCCAGUGCUGCUUUUCUUCUUUCCCAAGCAUAUCUAUAUAUGGAGUGACUUUCAUUUCAGUCAUUUGCUCCUUACGCAUGGCUUAUGAGCAAAAUACCAAAUGAUUUGGGUCGUUUAAUUCAUUGUUCUUAAUCGUGUUAGGACAAUUACCUCUGCCUCAUCGUUUAGUGCGUGAUUAACAUGGCGACAUCUCGGAGCUCCUCCACGGCCAGACUGACUAGGUCGGCUCUGGCGGCCUUCAGGGCGUCUCGUAACCGGUCUUUGGCUCAGUCCCGCUAUGCCAUCUCACGCGCCACCGAGGGUUCGUUUCUCGACGGAUUGAAUGCUACUCGACCGCACCCGUUACUCGCCUCCGUGUCUGGGAGAGUUGGAACUGCCACAAAUAUGUCGAAAUCAUACUUGAAAGCCGUCAUGUUCGGAAGAAAUUUUAAUGGCCGCGCGUACUCCACCGCCGCCGCUAGCUCCGGACAGAUUAGCAAUGCAGAAUAUACUGAGUUGGCUUUUGAGGGUAUUAUUGAAGCUGUAGAUGCAGCACGAGCCAACAAACAACAAGUGGUUGAAACAGAGCACUUAACGAAAGCCCUUCUGGAGCAGAAGGAUGGGUUAGCUCGGAGAAUAUUCACUAAGGCUGGGCUGGAUAACACAACGGUUUUGCAAGCCACAGAUACAUUUAUAUCUCAACAGCCUAAGGUGACCGGUGAUACUAGUGGUCCCAUUAUUGGGCCCCAUCUCUACUCUCUCUUAGAAAAUGCAAAGAAACAUAAGAAAGAAAUGGGUGAUUCCUAUGUCUCCGUGGAGCACUUGCUGUUAGCUUUAUAUUCAGACACUAGAUUUGGGCAGCAACUAUUUAGAAAUCUGCAACUUAGUGAGAAAUCUUUAAAGGAAGCUAUUGAAGCUGUGCGUGGAAAUCAGAGAGUAACUGACCAAAAUCCAGAGGGGAAGUUCCAGGCACUUGAGAAAUAUGGUAUUGACUUGACUGAACUUGCCAGGCGUGGAAAACUUGACCCAGUGAUAGGACGAGAUGAUGAAAUACGGCGCUGCAUUCAAAUUUUGAGUCGGAGGACCAAAAACAAUCCUGUUAUUAUCGGUGAGCCAGGAGUUGGAAAAACUGCAAUUGCUGAGGGGUUGGCACAACGGAUAGUCCGUGGAGAUGUUCCAGAACCUCUCAUGAAUCGGAAGUUGAUAUCAUUGGAUAUAGGUGCACUGCUUGCUGGCUCCAAGUUUCGUGGAGAAUUUGAGGAAAGAUUAAAAGCUGUAUUAAAGGAAGUAACUGCUUCAAAUGGGCAGAUUAUACUAUUUAUCGAUGAGAUCCACACUGUUGUUGGUGCAGGUGCUACUGGUGGGGCAUUGGAUGCUGGAAAUUUAUUGAAACCAAUGCUUGGUCGUGGUGAGCUGAGAUGCAUUGGAGCAACUACACUAAAUGAAUAUAGAAAGUACGUCGAGAAGGAUCCUGCUUUAGAACGUAGGUUUCAACAAGUAUAUUGUGGACAACCAUCUGUGGAAGAUACAAUUUCCAUUCUUCGUGGGUUGCGAGAACGGUAUGAGCUGCAUCAUGGGGUCAAAAUAUCUGAUAGUGCUCUUGUAUCAGCAGCAGUUCUUGCAGAUAGAUACAUUACUGAGCGUUUUUUACCUGACAAAGCCAUUGACCUUGUUGAUGAAGCUGCGGCAAAACUGAAAAUGGAGAUUACUUCAAAGCCUACCGAGUUAGAUGAGUUAGAUAGGACAAUACUUAAGCUAGAGAUGGAGAAACUCUCUCUUAAAAAUGAUACUGAUAAAGCAUCUAAAGAAAGGCUGAGCAAGCUGGAAAGUGACCUAUCAUCACUUAAACAAAAGCAAAAAGAGCUAACUGAACAGUGGGAGCAUGAAAAGAACCUGAUGACUCGUAUUCGAUCAAUCAAGGAGGAGAUUGACAGGGUCAACCUAGAGAUGGAAGCUGCAGAGCGUGAAUAUGAUCUUAAUCGUGCUGCUGAACUUAAGUAUGGAACACUGACAUCUCUUCAGCGUCAGCUUGAAGAAGCUGAGAAAAAUCUUGAUGAGUAUCAGAAAUCUGGAAGCUCUUUACUCCAGGAAGAAGUAACAGAUGUUGACAUUGCUGAAAUUGUUAGCAAAUGGACUGGUAUUCCAUUGUCAAACCUUCAGCAGACAGAAAGAGAUAAGCUUGUUUUGUUAGAGAAUGUACUUCACGGCAGGGUUGUUGGCCAAGAUAUUGCAGUGAAAUCUGUAGCUGAUGCAAUUAGGCGUUCAAGAGCUGGACUAUCAGACCCAAAUAAGCCCAUCGCGAGUUUCAUGUUCAUGGGCCCCACAGGUGUUGGUAAAACUGAGCUUGCAAAGGCUCUUGCUGCAUACCUUUUCAACACAGAAAAUGCUCUCGUGCGGAUUGAUAUGAGUGAGUAUAUGGAAAAGCAUGCGGUUUCACGUUUAGUUGGUGCUCCACCAGGUUAUGUUGGUUACGAAGAGGGUGGGCAACUUACAGAAGUGGUCCGACGGAGGCCUUAUUCAGUGGUGCUCUUUGAUGAAAUUGAGAAGGCACAUCAUGAUGUCUUCAACAUUUUGUUGCAACUGUUGGAUGAUGGAAGAAUAACAGACUCCCAAGGAAGGACCGUUAGCUUUACAAACACUGUUGUGAUAAUGACCUCAAACAUUGGUUCACAGCAUAUUCUUGAAACUCUUCAAAGCUCGCAAGGUAACAAAGAGGCAGUUUAUGAAGUCAUGAAAAAACAAGUAGUUGACUUAGCAAGACAGAAUUUUCGGCCCGAGUUCAUGAAUCGAAUUGAUGAGUACAUUGUUUUCCAACCUUUGGACAUGGAGCACGUCAGCCAAAUUGUUGAAAUCCAGAUGAACCGCCUAAAAGCGCGUCUCAAACAUAAGAAAAUUGACCUUCAGUACACAGAUGAAGCUGUCAGUUUUCUAGCUACUAUGGGUUUUGACCCAAACUUUGGAGCCCGGCCAGUGAAGCGGGUAAUUCAACAGAUGGUUGAGAACGAAGUUGCAUUGGGAGUUUUGAAGGGAGAUUUUAAGGAGGAUGAGUCGAUCCUAGUUGAGGUUGAUAUAUCCCCAAAUGCCCAAAGCAGCAGAUUGAUCAUCAAGAAAAUAGAAAAUGGUUCUGCAAUGGAUGCCAUGGUUGCUAAUGAUUGAUACAACUACUUGAAAAGAUGUACAUAAAUAAUAAUCAGGACAUUUUGGUUUCUUGUCUACUUCUAUAUAUGGUUGGAUUAUCACGA
Messenger RNA from Ipomoea nil (Japanese morning glory), 3268 nucleotides. Its product is annotated as chaperone protein ClpB3, mitochondrial-like. Lineage: Eukaryota; Viridiplantae; Streptophyta; Magnoliopsida; Solanales; Convolvulaceae. The transcript is spliced from 10 exons. Gene Ontology annotation, biological process: cellular response to heat; protein refolding. Gene Ontology annotation, molecular function: ATP hydrolysis activity; ATP binding. The coding region runs from base 228 to 3182 and encodes 984 amino acids. Gene Ontology annotation, cellular component: cytoplasm. The record is from RefSeq and is a predicted model, not a curated record.